This is a messenger RNA of Aspergillus pseudotamarii, 1005 nucleotides long. Its product is annotated as SRPBCC domain-containing protein. NCBI's taxonomy places the organism in Eukaryota, Fungi, Ascomycota, Eurotiomycetes, Eurotiales, Aspergillaceae. The record is from RefSeq and is a predicted model, not a curated record. The transcript has a single exon. The coding region runs from base 60 to 698 and encodes 212 amino acids.
CAAACAAACAUAGCUCCUAUAACAACUUCUACUAUACACAACGAAUUCAUCCAUUAACAAUGGCAUCCACCCCACCAUCAUCUGCCACGGCACUGGCAUCCAAACCAACACCAAGCAUCUCAGCCUCAGACGCAGUGUUGCAUAUCGAGAGCGCCACGUCGAUCGCAGCCCCCUGCCAAGAUGUCUGGGAUGUUCUAAUCGAUACUUCCACCUGGCCCUCGUGGAAUACAUUCGUUCCGCGAGUCACCAUUCGCGAACAGCCGGGGUCCGACUCUGAAUCUACUCCAGAUGAUCUUACCCCGAAGCUACAGAUGGGGACGAAAAUGACCUUCCAUGUCCAUAUGGAUCCAUCGUCCACCAGUGAGCAAGAUGUGGGGCUCGUCGUGACUGAAUUUGAGCCCCCGAGUGCCAAUCCCCCUAAGCCUGGACGGAUUGUCUGGGUUGCGGAUCUGACGGCUAACGGGAGCCUGCCGGCAUUCCUUUUGACGGCGGAGAGGGUUCAUGAGGUUGAGGAGUUUGAUGUCCAGGGGGAAGAUGGGCAGGCGAAGCGUGUCACGGAGGUGCGGAAUUGGGAGGCGCAGGUUGGGUAUCUUGUAUACGUGGUUCGGUGGAUGUUUGGGGCACAGUUGAAGAAGAACUUUGAGGCGUGGGUACAGGAUUUGAAACAGUAUGUUGAAGGAAAGAAAACGGACAGUUAGGUCGUGAUUGUUUCUUGAUACCCAGUUAUUGUAUUAACUAGCUUUCUCUGUGUUCCGUGGCAUCGAGUUUUACAUGGAGUGAAUGGAACCUUCACAGGUCGGUGCUAAAUAGUCUCUUGGUUUUGGGAUAUUAUCAUGGUAGCAUCAAAGACAUGUUCUAAUAUACCAUGUAUUGGAAAUCAAUGUACAGAGAUGAAUGAGUAUGACUUAACAGAAUAUACCACCACAGACCAGCCACUCCUCUACUAUUCAUUUGAGAGGACAGUCAGCUAACACUAUGGCCUUACGGUCGAAAGCUUCAAUGCCU